Messenger RNA from Cyprinus carpio (common carp), 1747 nucleotides. RefSeq names its product phospholipid scramblase 1. Gene Ontology annotation, molecular function: phospholipid scramblase activity. Gene Ontology annotation, cellular component: plasma membrane. The record is from RefSeq and is a predicted model, not a curated record. NCBI's taxonomy places the organism in Eukaryota, Metazoa, Chordata, Actinopteri, Cypriniformes, Cyprinidae. Gene Ontology annotation, biological process: plasma membrane phospholipid scrambling.
AUGAAUAUGUAUAUGGUUCCCAAUCAAGGAAUACCAGGCUUUCCGCCGGGAUUAGAAUACCUGACACAGGUGGAUCAGCUUCUUAUCAAACAGAAAGUUGAGCUUAUUGAAGCUUUGGCAGGCUUUGAGAGCAAUAAUAAAUAUGAGAUCCGUAACUCCAUGGGUCAGAACGUGUUUUACGCGGUGGAGGAGAACGACUGUCUCACCCGUCAGUGCUGCGGCCCGCUGCGAUCCUUCACCAUCCGCAUCCUCGAUAACUUCGGACAGGAAAUCAUCACAGUCAGCCGUCCUCUGAAAUGCAUGUCCUGCUUCUUCCCGUGUUGUCUGCAAGAGCUGGAGAUCCAGGCUCCUCCAGGGAACACAGUGGGAUAUGUUCUACAGCAGUGGCACCCUUUCCUCCCCAAGUUCACCAUAGAGAAUGAGCGCCGAGAGCCGGUUCUCAAGCUCCAGGGGCCGUUCUGUGGCUGGAGCUGCCUGCCAGACGUGGACUUUGAGAUUCUGACCAUGGAUGAAGUCAGCAUUGGAAAGAUCAGCAAACAGUGGACAGGACUUCUCCGGGAGGCCUUCACAGAUUCAGACAACUUUGGGAUCCAGUUCCCCAUGGAUCUUGAUGUGAGAAUGAAGGCAGUGAUGAUCGGGGCCUGCUUUCUCAUUGACUUCAUGUUUUUUGAGACGAAUAACUAGUUGCAAUGCAGACGGUGAUUUAACGUACGGCUUUGUGGAAACGGGUGAAAAGAGAAUAUGUUUACCCUUGCACAUCAUACAUCUGUGAAAUCCAGUGGAAUGCAUGUGAAUAUCAAGCCAGGGGUGUAAAGAACUGUGAUUUUAGAGACUGAAGUAGUUUGAGGUGUGUGAUAUAGCUGCUUGUACCGAUUUAAGUGUAUUGUUUUAUUUUAAUUUUUAUUCUUUUUUUCUCAUCUAUACAUAACAGAUUAACAUAUAUGGCAUUAAAAGGAAUAGCUCACCACAAAAUAAUUAAAUAAAUAAAUCUGCCACUAUUUACUCCAAGCUCAUAUUACGUUCUUUCCUUCAUGGUCUCCUAUUUUCUAACAUGAAAGGAACAAUUUAAAAGCAUGUCCAGGCCACUAUUUAUUUAUUUAUUUAUUUAUUUAUUAACCCCCAUAAGCACCAUAAAAUAAGCCAUAUGACAGAAUUUAAAUAGUGAACUCUUCUUUUAAGAGCUGUCAGUACAACUAUGCAUAUUCAGUUUUGCAUUAAUACCUACACUGAAUGAUUAAUAUACACCUUUACAACACCAAGUUAUAUUUUAUUGUGGAAAUAGUAUUUUCAACACUUUUAAUUUUAUUAAUUCCCAAAAAUAUAUUUUGCAUGCAAACAGAUGUUGCAAACAGCUAAAAGUGGUCCAAAAAAAGUAAAAAGAAAGAGGUAAUUUGCAGUAAUGUAGUAAUGUGUUAUUUAUUGUGUGAUUUAGCUUAUCUAUCGUUUGUUUAAUUUGUAAUGUUAACAGUAAGCUUAUAAAUAAGAAUUAGAAUUUAUGAGCUUUUUAGUUUAUUUUUUAUAGUACUCAGUGUCUCCAGAAGAGGGCAAUCUUGAUCUUUAAGUACACACAAAAUUUGCAGUGUUUUAGGUCCUUUAAGUACGGAGCCCCUCACAUGACAUGCAAGAAAAAAAUAUAUAAAAUGUGUGCACAAUUUACUGAUUUGUUCCCUCGAUGUACUAAAACAUGCACACGAUUACUAUUUCGUUUACCUCGAUUUGCUAAGUAGUGCGCACAAUUUACUAAUUU